UGCUGUCCCCGCUCCUCCCAGGAUGCUGGCGGCGUGCGGCAUGCAGCGGUGCCAUCAGGAAGCGCUCAAGAAGAACCGGGUGAUGCUGGCCAAGCAGCUGGUGUUGAAUGUGCUGGUGGAGCACAUGGUAGAGAAAGACAUCAUCACCACGGAGAUGGUGGAAAUGAUACAGGCCAAGUCUGGGAGCUUUGACCGAAAUGUGGAAUUCCUCAAUUUGCUACCCAAGAGAGGCCCUAAUGCCUUCUCAGCCUUCUGUGAAGCCCUGCGAGAAACCCAACAGCAGCAUCUGGAGGCACUGAUCCUGAAGACAAUGUCCAACCUGAGCCAUGAGAUUGCAAGGCUUGAACACUGUCAUGAGUCAGAUCUUCCAUACCCUGCCAGUGAGUCCUGUAAUUCAAAGAGACCCCGUUGGCUUGAACCAAUGGAACACUCCUUGGAUAAUGGAGAUGGUCCUGCAGUUCCUCCAGUGAAGUAUUGCAGUCCUGAAUUUUAUCGCAAUCAUCAGCACUUGGCAUACAAGCUGACAUCAGAGCCCCGAGGCUUAGCACUGAUCCUCAGCAAUGUCCGUUUCAGCAGCGAGAGCGACCUGGAAUAUCGCUCAGGGGGAGACGUGGACUGUGCCUCCCUGGAGAUGCUUUUCAAGCAUCUUGGGUAUCGAGUCACUGUUUUGUGUGAUCAAACUGCACAGGAGAUGCAGAAUGCAUUGAAGAGAUUCUCCAAGCUGCAAGAUCAUCGAGAUGUAGAUUCCUGCAUUAUAGCUCUGCUUUCCCAUGGUGUGGAAGGAGGGGUUUAUGGCAGUGAUGGCAAACUACUAGAGUUGCAGGAGGUUUUCCGGCUCUUUGAUAAUGCAAACUGCCCAAAUCUCCAGAAUAAGCCCAAAAUGUUCUUUAUCCAGGCCUGCCGGGGAGAUGAGUUGGACCGAGGAGUGGAUCAAAGAGAUGGCAAAGGGCGGUCAGACUCUCCGGGCUGUGAGGAAAGCGAUGCCAACAAGGAGGAAAGUGUGAAGCUGCGGCUGCCGACGUGCUCGGAUAUGAUCUGUGGAUACGCUUGUCUGAAAGGCACUGCGGCCAUGCGGAAUACCAAGCGUGGCUCCUGGUAUGUCGAGGCUCUCACCUCGGUGUUUGCAGAGGACUCCCGGCACACUCACGUGGCUGACAUGCUGGUGAAGGUGAAUAGGCAGAUCAAGCAACGAGAAGGUUAUGCCCCAGGCACCGAAUUUCACCGCUGCAAGGAAAUGUCAGAAUAUUGUAGCACACUCUGUCGGGACCUUUACCUGUUUCCUGGCUAUCUCCCAGGAAAAUAACCUUGCCAGCUCUGUUUGAAGAGAGAUACUGCCAAAGCUGAACUUUAACUGUGGAUAUCUGUUUUCACUUUUACAAACUGUGGCAUCAGAUGGGAAGCAAGGAGUGCCAGUCUAAUUCUUUGUCUUUUUCUAAAAUAAACUGGCAAC
Messenger RNA from Sturnus vulgaris (Common starling), 1450 nucleotides. It is a transcript of the gene CASP2, whose product is annotated as caspase 2. Gene Ontology annotation, molecular function: cysteine-type endopeptidase activity. The record is from RefSeq and is a predicted model, not a curated record. Gene Ontology annotation, biological process: regulation of apoptotic process; proteolysis. Lineage: Eukaryota; Metazoa; Chordata; Aves; Passeriformes; Sturnidae.